CGAAAAAAAAAUUUUUAUUAAAGGAAUGCACCCACGGGCCGACAAAAAAACAAUGAUUGUAGCUGAUUGUACUUGAAUUGUAGAUGAUUGUCAUAUAUUUGUUUUUUUUUCAACCCUUCAUUUAUUUUAAUUAAUUAAUCGAAAUAUUUGGAGUUGCCAGAUAGGCGACAAUUCAUAAUUUUAAAGUGGCUGAUAUUUUUGAUAGUAGUAAGAUGCUCAAUUGAUAGCAAAUCGUUUGUACAUAACUAUUCUUCGUUUAUCAUUGUUUAAUAAUUUUUAUUUUUUUAAAUAUUAAAUAAAAACUAUUGUACUAUUCAUCUCCUUGCUAAUCACUGUUAACUAGUACUUGCGCAUGCGCGAUUACAGUGAUAAAAAAUAUCUACAAAAUUUGUGUCAGUAUUUUUUUGUUAUUAAUUUAUAAUAAUAACAGUUUUCAUUUUUAAUAAAAUAUAUAUAAUAACUAUAUAUCGGAACCAACUUAAUAAAUAAAUUGCAGUAAAAAUAAUAAUAAUAUAAAUAUAUAUAAAAAAAAUAUAAGACACUAUGGCCAUCUACAGACUGCUUCUUCAAAAAAGAGGAAGAAAGUUACGUUACCGAUCCAGAUUAUUUUUAGCGUUGUCUUUUUCAUUCCUCGUUCGACCGUCAUGACGUAAAGUCCUGUGCAAAUCUCGGCAUCCGUGAGCUAUCCAAGCCACGCCAUUUUAUCAGCAUCAGUUGCCAAACGUGGUUCAUUGUGGUUAUAAAAAAUUUAGUUAAUUUUAUAAAAACAGCAUGGCAAUGAACAGACCAGGUUCACUCAGUUUUGAAGCUUUUGACCGUCAGCGUCAACGCGAGAGCGAAACAAGGGCUCGUCGCCACCAAAAGAUCGUCGACCGUCAUGCUGAAGCUCGAGCACAGGUUUACCUCCUGGAGGAACAAGCCCUUGAAGAGGGACUUGAGCUUCCAGCUUUACCUGCAUUUGAGGCCUCCGACAUCAACAUGGUCAGAGAUGAUUUUGAGGUUAACGACGGUCAAGCAGCACGUCAAGAAGAUGAUCCAUUGGCUGCACCCAACGAUCAGCCUCAAAAUCAUCAAGAAAAUGCUGAAGAAGUUGAUGAAUUGAUGGAUGCUUUUGGUGGUGGUGUUGCUGAAGGAUUAGGUGGUGGAGCGGUUAGAAGUGUUCGUGGUGGGAUUGGGGCAGGAUCACGUGGUGGUGGACCAAGUCGUGCUGCAGCUGGCAGUGGAUUGCGUCGGGUUACGGCUGGUGCUGGACUGAAUCGUGCUGUAACUGGUGCUCAAGGUCGUAGAGCUCGUGAUGAACGCGACCAAGAUCCAGUUGAUGCCAGUGUCAGAGACAGAGUCAGAUUUUGGAGACGUCAAUUCUUUCAAAUGAUGGCUAAUCGUCCCCAUCAAUAUCGUGAGCAACGUGGUCGUGGUGGUAAUAGAAGUAGACGUGGAAGGGGUAUUCGUUCAGGUGGUGGUGGCAUACAGGUUUAUUUUCAAGGAUAAAAAAAAAAAUAUAUAACAAGUCUUAAUUUAAAAAAAAAAUAAAUAAAUAAAAAAAAGACCGAUCGUACGUGAUA
Aphidius gifuensis is the source of this 1562-nucleotide messenger RNA. RefSeq lists its product as uncharacterized. NCBI's taxonomy places the organism in Eukaryota, Metazoa, Arthropoda, Insecta, Hymenoptera, Braconidae. The record is from RefSeq and is a predicted model, not a curated record. The transcript is spliced from 3 exons. Bases 772 to 1488 code for a protein of 238 amino acids.